Messenger RNA from Zerene cesonia (dogface butterfly), 952 nucleotides. Its product is annotated as cytochrome P450 6k1-like. Bases 38 to 952 code for a protein of 304 amino acids. Gene Ontology annotation, molecular function: heme binding; iron ion binding; monooxygenase activity. NCBI's taxonomy places the organism in Eukaryota, Metazoa, Arthropoda, Insecta, Lepidoptera, Pieridae. The record is from RefSeq and is a predicted model, not a curated record. The transcript is spliced from 4 exons.
AGCAAGUAGCGCAUUAAAGAGCGGUCCCUUGAGGAAAAUGGACGUCAGCAUGUUCAGUUCAAUUCUCCAGUGGUUAUUAUACAUAUCAGUGUUCGGUAUAGCAGCAUUUGUUUGGUUUGUUUAUCGAAACUUUCAGUAUUGGAAAGAUCGCGGAAUUAUAUAUGAGAAUCCGACGUUUCCCCUCGGUAACCUAGGAUUUAUUAUGAGAAAAAGCUUUUGGGACUUUUGUUUCGCGUUAAAAAAUAAGUAUCCAAGAGAAUUCGUUGGAGUAUUUUUGGCUUGGAAGCCCGCUCUUUUUGUGAACACGCCGGAACUGGCGAGACGAGUUCUAGUGAAAGACCAUGAAUACUUUCAAGACAGAUAUUUAUACUCCGGAUAUUCUGAUCCUCUUGGUUCGUUAAACCUUUUCACUGUGAAGAAUCCAAUAUGGUCAAAUAUGAGACAUGAACUAUCACCCAUGUUUACAUCGUUGCGUUUGAAGAAAAUCACAGAACUGAUGAAUAUCAACUCAACGCAGCUAGUCAAAAAGGUUGAAAAAGAUUACGUUAAGGAAAACAAGUGUGUAAACUUAAAGGAACUGUUUUCAAUGUACACAUCAGACACAGUGGCAUACAGUGUUUUCGGGAUAAGAGUGAGCGUACUCAACGACCAGCUCUCGCCUUUAUGGGCAAUUACUAGCCACAUGGUGAAAUGGACAUUUUGGCGUGGACUGGAGUUUACCAUGAUAUUUUUCAUGCCCGCAAUUGCAUCUUUGUUAAGAUUAAAGUUCUUCUCAGUUAACGCUUCAGAUUAUAUUAAAGAAAUAUUUUGGAAUGUCGUCAACGAACGUAAAUCAAAGGGAACGAGCAGCGAUAAGGAUCUCGUUAAUCAUUUGCUGAAAUUAAAGGAGAACCUCAAACUUCCAGCGGACGCAGGAACUAGUAAGGAUAUUAUUUUAGAAUUUUCCACUUAA